Triticum dicoccoides is the source of this 842-nucleotide messenger RNA. RefSeq names its product S-locus-specific glycoprotein S13-like. The transcript is spliced from 2 exons. Gene Ontology annotation, biological process: recognition of pollen. Lineage: Eukaryota; Viridiplantae; Streptophyta; Magnoliopsida; Poales; Poaceae. The annotation marks the transcript as partial. The record is from RefSeq and is a predicted model, not a curated record.
GGACCCAUCCCCCGGCGAGUUCUCGUACGGCGCGGACCCUAGCAACCUGCUCCAGUGCUUCGCCUGGAACGGGUCGAGGCCACACCGGCGAAGCCCGGUGUGGACAAGCCACCUCUACAUGGGCGGAUUCAACGAGUCGGCCAUUUACAUGGCCUUGCAUCACGCCGGCGACGAGGUGUACAUGUCCUUCGGCAUGCCGGCUGGCUCCUUCGUCCAGCUGGUCAGGUUGGAGAUCGACUACUCAGGCAAGGUAAAUAUACUAAGCUGGCUGAGCAACGUGUCCGCAUGGAGAGCCCUCUACGCAGAGCCUCAACAUGAGUGCAAUACGUACGGCUACUGCGGUCCUUAUGGUUACUGCGACAACACACAAAUCGUCCCGGUUUGCAAGUGCCUUGACGGUUUUGAACCGAGGGAUGCUAAAGGAUGGAUCUCCGGUAGCUUCUCACAGGGAUGCCGCCCCAAGGAGGUGCCAAGGUGCACCCAUGGAGACAGUUUCUUGGCCUUUCCGGGCAUGAAGGUCCCGGACAAGUUCCUCCGUGUCCCGAGCAGAAGCUUCGAUGAGUGCACCGAGGAAUGCAGAAGCAAUUGCUCCUGCGUGGCAUAUGCUUACUCCAAGAUGAGCAACAUAGAUAUUGACGGUGAUGAUACAAGAUGCCUGUUAUGGAUCGGCGAUUUGAUCGACAUGGAGAACAACCAUCAAGGAGGGGAGAACCUCUAUGUUCGGACUAAAAGAUUGCAAGGCAACAUGAGAAAGAUCAAAACCAUAGAAAUUGUAUUACCAGUUGUGUCAAGUUUUCUGAUACUCAUAUGCGUGGGGCUUAUUUGGAUCUGUGGCUUUAGAG